Aethalodelphis obliquidens (Pacific white-sided dolphin) is the source of this 1194-nucleotide messenger RNA. RefSeq names its product transmembrane serine protease 12 (gene TMPRSS12). The record is from RefSeq and is a predicted model, not a curated record. The transcript is spliced from 5 exons. Gene Ontology annotation, molecular function: serine-type endopeptidase activity. Gene Ontology annotation, biological process: proteolysis. The coding region runs from base 1 to 1068 and encodes 355 amino acids. NCBI's taxonomy places the organism in Eukaryota, Metazoa, Chordata, Mammalia, Artiodactyla, Delphinidae.
AUGGGGCUGGGACUCCUGAGCGCAGCGCUGUUGUUUCUGGGGGGCGCUCUCAUAUGCUCAGAACACUACCCACUCUCUGAAAGGAGUGGGCAUGGCUCCUCGCGGGAACAGGCCGGAGGUCGGAGGUGGCCUGAAGCCAUGAGUGGGAGGCCCAGGGCGCAGGAGCCCCAGGCCCCGGAAGAGGAAGGGUUGAACGCAAAGGGCAAUUGUGGAACAGCACCACUUGCAAGUAUGUUCCAGGGGUCUCGGAUUGUAGGGGGCACAGAAGCUCAAAUUGGCGCAUGGCCAUGGCUAGUUAGCCUACAGAUUCAAUCUGGCAGAUAUCGUGCUCAUGUAUGUGCGGGAAGCUUGGUGAAAAAUAGAUGGGUCCUCACGGCUGCCCACUGCACUAAUAAGGACACUAGAGAUCCUGUAAUGUGGAGAGUUGUGAUUGGAACUAAUAAUAUAGGUGGGCGUCAGCCACACUCCAAGAUGAUGAAAGUUAAAGCAAUCAUUAUCCAUCCAGACUUCGAUGUGGAAUCUUAUGAAAAUGAUAUUGCGCUUUUUCAUUUAAAAAAAGCAGUGAGAUAUAAUGAUUAUAUUCAGCCUAUCUGUCUACCUUUUGGUGUUUUCCAAAGACUGAACCGAAACACGAAGUGUUUUAUAAGUGGAUGGGGAAGAACAACAGAAAAAGGUAAUAUUACAAAAAAAUUACAUGAAGCAGAAGUGCAUUAUAUUUCUCCAAGUUUUUGUACUUCUGACAAGAGUUAUGGGGAUAUAAUCCCUUACACUUCAUUUUGUGCAGGUGAUGAAGAUGGAGUUGUUGAUACUUGCAAGGGUGACAGUGGUGGACCAUUAAUGUGCUACUUACCAGAACAUGAACGAUAUUUUGUAAUGGGAAUUACCAGUUAUGGAUAUGGCUGUGGGCGAAAAAAUUUUCCUGGUGUCUAUAGUGGGCCAUCCUUCUACCAAAAGUGGCUGACAGAUCAAUUCUACCAGGCAAGCAAUGAAGGCAUAUUUAAUAUAAAUAUUCUGCUUGGACAGGUCCUUGUAGCCUUAGGUUCUGUUGUCUUACUAGCAGCUCCAUAAAGAAAUUCUGAAGAAUCUUUAUUUUGCCUCGUGUCCCUUUCCAUGUUCUAUAUAAUGAAAAUCAUUUAUUCUUUUGACAAGUAAUUGCCCAUUUUAGAGUCCUCAUGUGGACAUUUUCUGGAAUAA